AUGGCUCCCCGUGAAGAUUCCCCGUAUACCAUCUUGGGUAUUCCAAACAACUCUGAUGAUCAAGCAAUUAAGAAAGCGUAUCGUAAGUUGGCAUUGAAAUGGCAUCCAGACAAACAUACGGAAGAGAAAGAUAAAGAAGCAGCAGAAAAGAAGUUUAAGAAGAUUGCUCAAGCAUAUGAGAUUUUAUCAGAUGCUAAGAAACGUCAAGAUUUCGACAGAUCUCAAAACCCCACAGCGUUUGCCCGAACACGACGACCAGGAAUGCCUCGGGGAUUCGGACAUCACGAAGAUUUUUUUCGUUCCCCAUUCGAUAUUUUCAAGGAGUUCUUCGGAAACCGUGAUCCAUUUCAGGAUGUAUUCUUCGAUGAUGCCUUCAAAUAUAAGGAGUCGCCAUUCAAGGUUCACCGGUUUCCAUCAAGCCGAGUACACAUAUUUUAUGACAAGAAGCAGCCCAAGGAUGAGAAGGACUGCAAAUUUUCGACAGUAAUCCGCUUUACAUCAUCCAAAGAUGGUAAAACUCCCCUUGUACGAAAGACAUCUACAACAACCCGAAUUGUGGAUGGAAAACAAGUUGUCACGAAGAAAACCGAGAAUGAAGAUGAAGAAAUCGUUGAAAUUUUGGAAGACGGCCAACUCAAGUCAAGGACAGUUCAUAAUGUGGCUGUUGAAAGUAAUUAA
Molecule: messenger RNA, 678 nt
Organism: Auanema sp. JU1783
Lineage: Eukaryota; Metazoa; Nematoda; Chromadorea; Rhabditida; Rhabditidae
Source: the annotation of a GenBank genome assembly